GGUGGGUGACUGUAUCUCUCCAGGGUUGGUGGGUGACUGUAUCUCACUGCUGGACCCUGACCAGACAUGGAGUAGUUGGCUCUGCAUUUACAUUCACAGCACACCCACCCAUCACCGUCAAUCACCACACACACCGACAACACUAGAGCACAGUCUAUUUGGAGGCUAAAUAACUAAAUUGAUGUCUUAUAUUUUCUCUUUCUGUUUGUUUGUUAUUGUGUGUGUGAGAGAAAGACAGAGAGACAGAGACAGACAAAGAGAGAGAGCGAGAAAGAGGGAGGGAGGGAGGUAGCCUUGUUGAGUGAGUGAAGAUUAAUGUCGCGCUUUUCCCGUGCACGCACCUGCCUUGGGACUAGACUCCACCGGAGCUGCCUCACAUUUGAACUGGAAAACCUUGCGCGCGUCGGUGUAUCUGGAUUAACGGAAUGGAUUAGAGAUCUAAGAACGCCCCUUUCCCAUGUCGGAGCAGGAGAUGAAGAAGCAGCACCCUCCUCUUCCUCACCAGGAUGUCCAGAGAGAGAUCAGAGAGGGGGAGUAACUGGGGAUACACCAUGAUGGAGCCCUGAUACAGAGGACAGAGCACAGUUAAAUGGAGGAGCGGGACAGAAGCCGCUCCCCGUCCCGCAGGACCAGUCGGGUGGAGCAGGUGGUGGGGCGAUGGCUACGACGCUCCAGGGAUUCCAGCAGCAGAGAGCGUAUCCUGGUAGAUGGGAAGGCGGCUGCGGGGGGAGAGUCUAGCGGUCAGGAUCAGAAGAACAGCUACCCGGUUAGACUGACCGUCCAGAUCCUACGAGACCCCCUCCUCAACACUCAUGGAAUCACCCUGACACCUCAGACACCCAUACUGGUGCAGGACAUCACCCCAGCAGGGCCGGCUGAUGGAAGGCUCGUCCCUGGCGACCAGGUCGUAAAGAUUAACAAUGUUGCCGUCGACGACCUGACCCCAGAGCAAGCGGCUGACCUCAUCAGGGAGUGUCAGCACUCUGUGAUGAUAACGGUCCUCAGAAACUCAGCGGGACCCAAGUCUUCCUUCAUCACCCCAGAGAAGAGAGCUAAACUCCGGUCCAACCCGGUCAAAGUUCGCUUUGCUGAGGAGGUUGAGGUCAAUAGUCACUCUCAGGGCAACUCGCUGCUCUUCCUCCCCAACGUUCUAAAGGUGUAUCUGGAGAACGGACAGACUAAGGCCUUCAAGUUUGAACCCAACACCACUGUCAAGGACAUAGUGAUGACCCUGAAGGAGAAACUGUCUCUGUCUCGUAUUGAACACUUCUCUUUGGUUCUGGAACAGAAGUAUAGCAUCAGUAAACUGCUGUUGCUACAUGAAGAGGAGAGGAUACAACAGGUGGUUCAUCAGAAGGAAGUCCAUGACUACAGAUGUCUGUUCAGAGUGUGUUUUAUACCCAGAGAACCUGAGCACCUGUUACAAGACGACCCCACUGCCUUCCAGUACCUCUACCUGCAGGGUAUAAAUGACGUGCUACAGGAGCGUUUUGCAGUGGAGAUGCGUUGCAACACGGCCCUGCGUCUGGCAGCCCUGCACAUACAGGAGAGACUAGCCAGCUGUGGACAGUCACCUCGGACCAAACUCAAGAUCAUCACGAAGAGUUGGGGCAUUGAGAACUUUAUCUCUUCAACCCUCCUGAGGAACAUGAGGGAAAAGGAUCUGAGAAAGGCCAUUGGCUAUCACAUGAAGAAGAGCCAAUCACAGGAGCCAAAGCAGAAGGUGCUGUCGGCCAAUCAGGCGAAGAUUAACUACCUGGAGGAGCUGUGUGACCUCAAGUCCUUUGGCGGGAAGUCCUUCAGCGCCACCAUGAUGCUCCAAGACAGAGAGUCGAUGGUGACCCUGUUGGUGGGGUCGCGGUACGGUAUCAGUCAGGUGGUGAACCACAAACUGAGCAUCAUGACCACCCUCACAGAGUUCAGCAGUAUCACACGCAUAGAGCUGCUACCAGAGUCUGACCGCGUCAGUCUGGUCAAGAUAUAUCUACAGGACAUCAAGCCGAUCACCCUGUUGUUGGAGUCAAUAGCAGCUAAGGAACUGUCCUGUCUGGUGGCAGGGUACUGUCGUGCCCUAGUGGACCCCAGCCUCAUCAUCUUCCCCUGGACACAGGACGGCAAGCAGCACCGCGUGUCUGCUGAGGAGGGUUAUGUGUCACGGGGUGGCAGUGACUCGGACGAUUCCUCCGACAUGGAUAUGGACACUCUCAUCUCCCUUGUAUCCCAUAACAACAAGCGAACCACAUCAGACCCGUGGAGCCCCCUCAUCCCCAGCCUCACCCACGAGAGGGAGUGGAGAGGAGGGGGAGGAGAGUGCAGAGGAGGGGGAGGAGAGUGCAGAGGAGGGGGAAGAGGGAGGAGAUCGGGCAACGGAGCUUGGGUCAACUCUCACCAUUCUCCCAUGACCCCUGACUCUAUGAACUCUGAACCUGUGACCCCCGUUGUUGACCCCUCUGAGAACCUGAACUACGCUGAGCUCUCUCUCAUGCUGGAGUACCUCCCCAGUCCUCCGGAGGCGAGUGACGAUGAGGAUGAGGAGGGGAAGAGGGAAGAGAGGAGGAGGAGUAAUGAAGGAACUGGACCGGAGGUAUUUUCUGCAUCCGGAUGUCCCCGUUCCUCCUCCUCCUCACUUAUGGACUGUGUGUUUACCUUCGAUCAGAGCGACGCGAGGCAUUACUACAAUAUCUGCCCUAAUGUUACCCCCGACAGCACCCGCAGCCUCACCCACCCUCACCCUGAGACUGAGGAAGAGGAAGGUGGUGGUGAGGAGGAAGAGCAGGGGGGGCUCCUAACCUUGGAGCCCGUGCCCAUCCUCCAGCCGCCUCCAGGGUUCGGAGACAGCAGUUCUGACGAGGAAUUCUUUGAUGCGAGGGAUCGGAUCGCCUCGCCUGAAGACCCAACAUCAGGGACUGUGUCCAGAGAUUUUUCAGCCGAGAUGACGAGUGGAAUGACGCAGCAAACUGUGAGCCUGAGUGACAUCAGAAUCAGCCUGGCUGAAGGAACGAGGCAUGAAAGAGAGGAGGAGGGUAGAGAGGGCGAGACCAGCGAAGGAGGAGGAGGGAGAGACAUGUUCUCCAGGCUCUCUAGGAAAAGAUCGAAGAAACGGCGUUCCUUCAUGCAGACCGACUUCACCUCAACAGUCUCCUACCCUGGACCGGAUGAAAACCAGGAGCGGAACAGGAACCCAGAUCACGUUCCUGAUCAGUAUCGGGACCGGGCACAGAACCGGAGAGAGAGCUCAGACGAAAGCCAGCAGCUGAGUCUGGACCCAGAACCAUCUGAGCAGAGCCAGAACCCAUGUCCUACUGUCUCCUCUCUGAGCCACGCCGAGGGUGAGGCAUCCCAGCUCGAGUCCAAGCCUAUCCUCGCCAAGCCCAGUCCAGAGGGGUCCCAUCGGGGACCUGGAGAGCCAUGUGUGCUUGGUAACCCAAAGGGAAAUCCACGGGCGCCUGAUAACCCGAAGGGUGACCUCCAUAGGAGCUCCAGGAACAGGCGGCAGUCCAUGGAGACGGAGCCCGACAUGAUGGAGUCCAAAUCGGUCACGGCCCUGGUGACGGCAGCCUCCCUCUCCAUCACGGCUGUCCGCUGUAGAGUAGAACCAGACGGCAAGGAGAGCCCUGAUCGGAGAGGAGACGGGGAGGAGGUGGAGGGAGAGAUGGAGGAAGAGGAGGGGGGUGGAGAAGCAGGGGCAGGACCAUUCACAUGUCACAUGUUUCUAACUGAGAUUAAGGAGGAGGAGGGGCAGAGGGGGGAGGAAACAGGGGAGGAGGGGGAGAGCGACAGAGAGGAGAGACAGCCCUCGCUCAUUUCUGAAGGACCACCCUCUGUUAGGGGGUCCCAAUUUAGUAGACGACCUCUGUGUCUCACGAAAGACCAGGAUCAGGAAGCCUCUUUCGUACCCCAAAUAAGUAUCUCCCAUCCAGGUGUGUAUGGGAGGGACACGGGGGGUGAACAAGGCGUGGCUGGUGGUGAGGAGAGCGUGACUCCCCUUUCUGCUCCUCCUCCCCCCACCUCUCCACUGCCACCAUUCCCAGCCCCCUCCAUCCCCCACACAGAGAGAGGAGAGAGGGAUAGCAAGGAUGGGAAUGUUUGGUCUCAACCCAAACUUUUCACACUCUCAGACAGAGAGAAGGACAUUAGCUACUUGACUCAAGUCCAUAGAAAACUCGCUAUCAGUCACCAAGACCUGACAAGCCAAAGGAAAGCAGAAAUUGACAAUGAUGAAGCUAUAGAUAGCACUAAUUCUGUUACUGAUAACACUGAUGUUGCUACGGCUAACAUUGCAGCUACAGGUAACAGUCAUUCUGUCAUGGCUAACACUGAGACUACAGUUGACUCUGAUUUAGCCAUUGCUAAUCACAAAGAUACAAACAGCAUCAAAUCUGUUCCAGCUAACACUAUAGCUUAUGCCGAUUUUGCUAUGACUAACAAUGAAGCUAAUGCUAUAAUUAAUUCCCUUACAACUAGCAAUGAUUCUACAAGUAAUGCUAACUUAGCUAUGACUAAUGCUAAUUCAGCUAAUGCCAACUCAGCUAUGGCUAACAUUCCCAAAGAGUCUCCCAUAUCACCUACAACAGGCUUCCUCCUCCGGCCUUGCUCACCGGGCAUCAUCGGGCAAAGCCUCUCGGCCUCCACAUUACGGGGGAAGAUCCAGAGCCUGCCCCUCUAUUUAUCUCGCUCCCAGGAAACCCUCAACCUCUCUGGGGUGGGAAGCCCCAACAGGAGCCCCUCUCCGGAGACCACCAGCAACAAGACUGAGGUAAUGGUCACCACCGAAACCACCAAGUACGACGAUGUCACAAAGGUGGCAACAGGGGAGGAUUUGAAAGAUUCCGGGGUGGCGUUGGUAGAAUCGGAUGAUUCUGAGGUUACGCUGACUGAAUCGGAGGUUGGCGAGGUUGUUGUGGAGACGGCCGGGGCGGAAAUCACGAGGUUGACGGUUUCAGAGGUCAAGGAGGUGAUCGAGAAGGUUGUGAUGGUCUACGGAUCCUCCCUUCCUCCCCCUUUAGCACCCAUCUCUCUAGAGUCCAAACCAGAUCCCAAAAUGGUUGUCAAGUUGCCUACCUGUCCCAUUGCUACAGUGGAAACUGCCCCUCCUAUGGCUCCAGCACCUAUCUGUCUGGAGCCCAAACCAGUCCCUGAACUACUCUCCCCAGGCUCCACUAUCCACAAAAUGGCCGCCCCAUUACCUUCCUGUCCUUCCUUUCCCGUGCCCAUACGCGUAGAGCCCAAACCAGACCAUGAACCACUAUCCAUACACUCCAAAAUGGCCGCCUUGUCGUCUUCUUAUCCCCCUGCUUUAGUGGUAACCACAGAGAGUCUGAAUUCUUCUUCUUCUAAUCCUCACCCCAUCAGAGUAGAACCCAAGCCAGAGCCUUGCCCCGAACCCCUUUCAGGCCCCAAAAUGUCUGCUCCGUUGUCUUCCUGCCCCUCUGCUUUAGUGGUGACCACACAGAGUCUGAACGGACCGGGGCUCAGCUUCCCUGGUUCUAACAUGAGAGGACAGCCAUUUGGGAGCAACAGCUUCUGUAGACCCCCAGGUGAGGAGGCAGGCCUGCUGAACACUCUGACUACAGGGUGUGGGGUCUUCACCUCCACCUGUGAGACCCAGCCCAACCAGGCCCACAUGGAGUCCUAUUCGCCGGCAAAGCCUGACUUUGGGUGUAGCUCGGUGCUGGCGUCAGGGUGCGAGACGGUCCUGGAGGGGGUGCAGACGCCCCUGGAGGCAUGCAGGUGUCCACCACCACUGGUGUAUACCAACUGUUUCAGCGGGGGUGACAGCUUCGACGAUGAGUUGACAGUUUACGAGUUCUCCUGCCGGACAAGUUCUCCUCCCGCCUCCCAACCCUCUUCCUCUGCGCUGGCCCUACCUCUCACGACCUCUCCUCCUCUCUCCUCUUUCCUCUCCUCCUCCCCUCCCUCCUCCCUCCUCUCUCCCUCCUUCCCUCGCUCCGUCCUGCCCCCCUCCUCCUCCAUGGAGCUCUCACCACUCCUCUCCCCGCUCCUUUCCCCGUCCAACUGCUUCUUGUCCCAGUCAAGUCUCCAUGAUGAUAUCAGCCGACUACGCCACCGCCGCUUCCCACCGCCCCCCGCAGGGUUCCAGACCGUCCGGAGCGACGUGGACAAGCUUCUCACCCUCCUGCAGGGUGGGAGGAUGGGGAGCAGAGGGGGGAGGCACCCCAGGGAGACCUGCGCCACCCACUUCUCAGAGAACAAGCGUCUUCUCCACGGGGAGGCCCGGAGGCUGAUGGCUGGCUGUCAGAAGGUGGUCCGGGUGGGGCAGACCCCAGACGAGAUGCUCUUCUCCCUCUCCGACAGCUUCAGGACCCUGGUGGGCAUGGCCGGCAUGUGCCUAUGGUUCUCUGGGUGCGACCGGUGCGACCGGAGGAAUGCCGAGGCACUGGCGGGGCUGGCGGACGUGGCCAGAACGUACCGGGAGUUUGUGCUGGCGGCGGAGAGGGCGAGCGGGAGGCGGAGCUGUCAUGACCUCAGCACCAAGCUCCUUGCCAAGCAGUGUACUGCCCUCACUGCUUCCGUCUUCUGCCUCACACAGCUGUUCCGCACACUCACCGCGCUCUGAACUGAACCAACGAUCUCUGACCCCUAUAACAUGUCGGUUGACCUUUCAAUUCUGACCUCUAGACCCACUACACAGAGUUGCCAGCCAAUCAGUCAGUCACCAGGCUGAGUGGGGAAUGAAUGUGUGAACUGCAACAGGUCCACGUAGCGACAAAAAAAAAGUAGAAGCACAAUUGAAAGGAGAGAGAGAUGAGACAAGACGGGAUGAAACAAGACGGUUCUAGUGUCCUGUGACAUCAUGGAGAGCCUCUGUGGCAUCAUAAAUAAGGAACCUCUAUGACAUCACAAAGUGCCUGUGUGACAUCACAGAGAACAUGUGACACGCUGGAAGACAUAAAAGUGAUGUCAUAACAGGUCCCAAAUGACUGUUCAGCUUUUUUAACCGUAACCUACAGUACACUGUGCUGAAACCACACGAGGGACAAACUGGACAUACGUAACAUCAUCACCACACUGCAAGAAGCCUCACGCAAUGACAAUCUCCGGACUCAAAGCCAACCUGCUUGCGUUAAUAGAGUAUUUAAGUAACUAUUAUAUUUUAAUGUCAAUUAUUUAUUUGUUUUCAUUCAUUAUUUAUUUGUUUUGAUUCAUUAUUUAUUUGUUUUCAUUCAUUAUUAUUUGUUUUGAUGUAUUAUUUAUUUGUGAUGUUAUCACUUUGAUUAUUGAUUCUGUAUGGUAUUGGUGUGGGGUGUGAGAAAGAGGAAUGUGGAGGGGUGUGUUUACAGAAAAGAGGAUCUAUGUAUCUACACAAACACUCCAGAGUUGGCUGAAAUGUACAGGCAUGUUGAUUGUGUUAUUAUUUGGCUGAUCAGUCAGUGGAAGGUUUGAUUUGAUACUUCUAAUACUUUUAAUACAGAUUUCUGACAACUACAGAUACUCUGUCUCUCUCUCUCUCUGUCUCUCUCCCUCUGUCUCUUCCUCUCUGUCUCUCCCUCUCUGUCUCUCUCCCUCUGUCUCUCCCUCUCUGUCUCUCUCCCUCUGUCUCUCCCUCUCUG
This is a messenger RNA of Oncorhynchus mykiss (rainbow trout), 7571 nucleotides long. Lineage: Eukaryota; Metazoa; Chordata; Actinopteri; Salmoniformes; Salmonidae. The record is from RefSeq and is a predicted model, not a curated record.